This is a messenger RNA of Carlito syrichta (Philippine tarsier), 1508 nucleotides long. It is a transcript of the gene CCDC102B, whose product is annotated as coiled-coil domain containing 102B. The coding region runs from base 21 to 1472 and encodes 483 amino acids. The transcript has 6 exons. The record is from RefSeq and is a predicted model, not a curated record. NCBI's taxonomy places the organism in Eukaryota, Metazoa, Chordata, Mammalia, Primates, Tarsiidae.
UUAGGACUUUAAAUAUAAACAUGAAUUUAGAUUCCAUUCAUCGAUUAAUUGAGGAAACACAAAUCUUCCAGAUGCAGCAGUCAUCGAUUAAAACACGCUGUGACACGGUAGCAACUGCCUCACCUUCCAGGGAUACUUGUAAUUCUUGCUUCCCACCUUAUGAACUACAAUCUUAUGCAGUCCACAAUUUCUGUGCUCACUCACAUAACACCAACGAAUGGGAUAUUGGUGAAGAACUUCGCCUGCGAGAGCUUGAAGAAGUCAAGGCCAGAGCUGCCCAGAUGGAAAAGACCAUGCGGUGGUGGUCAGACUGCACAGCCAAUUGGAGGGAAAAAUGGAGUAAAGUUCGAGCUGAAAGGAACAGUGCUAGGGAGGAAGGAAGGCAACUCAGAAUAAAAUUAGAGAUGGUGAUGAAAGAAUUGAGCGCACUGAGGAAGAAACAAAGUUUGCCACCUCAAAAGGAGGCAUUGGAAGCUAAAGUUACCCAGAACCUGAAGCUUCCUGGUUUCAUAGAAGUGUCCUGUGAACAUAGAGGCCAAUUUCAAAGUCAUUCCCAAAUGUGUGAGUCUAUCAGAGAGUGCCUAAUAAAAAGACAAUUCUCUACAAAGCAAAAAACAAAUAGUACGGAAGAAGGUGUGGUUAUUGAUCCACUAAGAUUAAAUGAGGAGAUGAAACCCAAUCUAGAUUGUGUUGAUUUAUUCAAGAAUGAUGGUUCUGAAAACUGUGCAACGAAACCUGUACUGGGACUGCAAGCAAUUCAUCUGCCUCUGAAAAAUGGAGUAACUGAAAUUUCAGCUUUGCAAGUGCAUUUGGAUGAAUUCCAAAAAGUUCUAUGGAAGGAAAAAGAAAUGCGCACAGCUUUGGAAAAAGAAGUAGAACGACUGGAGUCAGCUUUGUCUCUAUGGAAAUGGAAGUAUGAAGAAUUGAAAGAAUUGAAGCCCCCAAAUGUGAAAGAGUUUGUCAUUCUUCCUGGCCAACAUGCAAAUGAAAUGGAAGGAACAUCAGGAAAUAUAAAGGAAGACUUGAAAUCUCAGAACGACAAAGAUAGAGUGAUCUGUGAAUUAAGAACACAGCUGGAGAGAUUGCAGGCUGAAAAUACCUCAGAGUGGGACAAGAGAGAGAUACUUGAAACAGAAAAGCAAGGAUUAGAGAGAAAAAAUAGAAGACUGAAGAUUCAGGUGAAGGAAAUGGAAGAGCUUCUAGACAGGAAAAACAGAUUAAGUGCAAACUCUCAAGAUUCUGAUUUCAAGAUGUCGCAAAUUGAUCUGCAAGAAAAAAACAAGGAACUAUUGAACCUUCAACAUGCCUACUAUAAACUAAGCAGACAACACCAGGAAAAAAUUGCAGAACUGACUCAUGCUAAGAACCGAGUGGAUAAAAAUGAGGAAGAAGUAAAGAAACUGAGAUUUCGAGUGGAAGAACUAAAACAGGAGCUCAACCAAAAAGAAGACGAGGUACUGCUUAAUAAGUGAACACACACUGAACAGUGUCAAAGCAGAAUUUUUUAG